Molecule: messenger RNA, 1670 nt
Organism: Phyllopteryx taeniolatus (common seadragon)
Lineage: Eukaryota; Metazoa; Chordata; Actinopteri; Syngnathiformes; Syngnathidae
Product: vacuolar protein sorting-associated protein 4B-like
Exons: 11
Coding region: 158-1465 (435 amino acids)
Biological process (GO): endosomal transport; vacuole organization
Molecular function (GO): ATP hydrolysis activity; ATP binding
Source: RefSeq, a predicted model, not a curated record
GCGGAAGUGUCAGGUACGUUUUUUGGACGCGGAAGCGAAAGACGUUUACCGAUUGUAAAAGUGUCUUAAAUUGAGGGGGGGGGGAAUAAAAAAUAGCAAGAAUAUCGGGACAAAGGACACACUGGGUGAUUAAGUUUCUUCGGAAGACACAACCACAAUGGCCGGUGGUAAUUUGAAUAAAGCCAUCGAUCUCGCCAAAAGAGCAGCCGACGAGGACUCAGCCAAAAACUAUGAAGAGGCACUCCGGUUAUAUCAGAGUGCCGUGCAGUACUUUCUUCACGUCAUCAAGUAUGAGACCAAAGGCGAGCGCUCCAACACGAUGAUCCGAGGCAAGUGCGCCGACUACCUGGACCGAGCCGAGCAGCUGAAGGAGUACCUGAAGAAGAAGGAGCACGAGCCACCCGCCAAACCCGUCAAGGAGUCGAAUGGCAAAGGCAGUGAAAGUGACGAAGGGGAAGAGUCAGAGAAGAAGAAGUUCCAAAAUCAGUUGUCAGGCGCCAUCGUGAUGGAGAAGCCAAACAUUAAGUGGAGCGACGUCGCCGGCUUGGAAGGAGCCAAAGAAGCCCUAAAGGAGGCUGUCAUCUUGCCUAUCAAGUUCCCUCAUCUCUUCACUGGAAAGAGAACGCCAUGGCGUGGGAUUCUCCUGUUUGGCCCGCCGGGAACCGGAAAGUCCUACCUGGCCAAGGCGGUCGCCACGGAGGCCGGCAACUCCACCUUCUUCUCAAUCUCCUCCUCGGACCUGGUAUCCAAGUGGCUGGGCGAGAGUGAAAAGUUGGUGAAGAACCUAUUCUCGCUGGCCAGAGAACACAAACCCUCCAUCAUCUUCAUCGACGAGAUCGACUCGCUCUGUGGCUCCCGCAGCGAGAACGAGAGCGAAGCGGCGCGCAGGAUCAAGACCGAGUUCCUGGUCCAGAUGCAGGGUGUCGGGAAUGAUAAUGAGGGAAUCCUUGUCCUGGGAGCAACAAAUAUACCGUGGACUUUGGACUCAGCCAUCAGGAGAAGGUUUGAAAAGCGCAUCUACAUCCCCCUGCCGGAACAGCCGGCCCGCUCCUUCAUGUUCAAGCUGCACUUGGGCUCCACGGCCAACGAGCUGACGGAGGCCGACUUCGUCACGCUGGGGAAAAAGACGGAGGGCUACUCGGGGGCCGACAUCAGCAUCAUCGUCAGGGACGCCCUCAUGCAGCCCGUCAGGAAGGUGCAGUCGGCCACCCACUUCAAAAAGGUUCGCGGCUCGUCAUGGAACAAGCCAGACGUCGUCUUGGACGACUUGCUCACGCCGUGCUCUCCGGGCGACCCCGGCGCUCUGGCCAUAACGUGGAUGGACGUCCCCGGGGAAAAGCUUCUCGAGCCCGUUGUCUCCAUGGCCGACAUGCUGCGGUCGCUGUCCAACACCAAGCCCACCGUCAACGAGGACGACCUGCACAAGCUGACCAAGUUUACCGAGGAUUUUGGUCAAGAGGGGUGAUAGCUCAUCAAUGGCAACCAAUCGACAGGUCAAACACACGUUAUAUGAAGAUCUUAUUAGACUGCAAUCACUGAUCAUAUGUUUACAUUGAUGCUCUUUAUCGCUCAUAUUUAUUUCCCAUCUUGUUUUUAUUGUGGCGUUCAGUUUUCCAUUUUUCCAAGAACCCAGAAUAUGAUACCUUGAUUAUUAAAAAAUUUUAAUUGCU